AUGAAGAGAGCAGAAGUGAGCAGCAAGAACAGGGUAGAGAGGUUGGAACUUUCCAGAAAGACAUCCUGCAUGGUGCCAUUUCACUCAGGCACUGUUUUUAAACUGCAGAAUGACAUCUUUGAGUGGGCCAGGGACCACCUAGCCCACCACAGGUACUCAGAGACGGAUGUGGACCCCCACAAUGCCCGCUGAGGCUGCUGCUCCUCCCACAUUGGGUGUCUGCUGGUUUGUAAGCACCCAGAGGCCAUUGAGAAGGGCAAGAAAGACCUCAGUGUCACUGAUUUGCUUGCUGACUCCAUGGUUCAGGUCCAGAGAAAGUACCAUAGGAUCAGUGUGGUGCUCAUGCAUUGCAUGCUCCCUGCACUGGUGCCCUGAUACUUUUGGGGAGAGACCCUGUAGAAUUCCUACUUCCUGGCUUCUGUUCUCCGAUACACCAUCGCUCUCAAUGGCACCUGGCUGGUGAACAGCGCUGCCCACAAGUAUGGAAAGUGGCCCGAUGACAAGCAUCUCAGCCCUUGGCAGAACCCACUCGUUGCUCUGGGAAUGGUCGGUGAAGGCUCCCACAAUUCCUACCACACAUUUCCCUUUGACUACACGAGUGAAUUUAAUUUAAAUUUUAACCCAACCACCUGGUUCAUGGAUUUCAUGUGUUUCCUGGGAAUGGCCACUGAACACAAAUGGGCCACCAAGCAGAUGAGCGAGGCCAGCAAAGCCAAGACAGGAGAUGGCAGUGCCUGA
Mesocricetus auratus (golden hamster) is the source of this 738-nucleotide messenger RNA. It is a transcript of the gene Scd5, whose product is annotated as stearoyl-CoA desaturase 5. The record is from RefSeq and is a predicted model, not a curated record. NCBI's taxonomy places the organism in Eukaryota, Metazoa, Chordata, Mammalia, Rodentia, Cricetidae. Gene Ontology annotation, molecular function: oxidoreductase activity, acting on paired donors, with oxidation of a pair of donors resulting in the reduction of molecular oxygen to two molecules of water.